AUUUUUAAUGUUGUUGGGGGUUCAACGCACGCAGCGAGGGUUGAUUUGUAUUACUAAAGCCAUCUGGCGUCGACUUCCGAUACAACUUGUGUUUCCGGUGUCGCGAGAGUUCUAGCCGUUCUCCUUAGAUGGCACUGAUGAUGCGAUAUCAAAUGACGGCAGUCGCCGAUACGCGCUCUCUGUCAUAACCAUAGUAAUAGUUCUCGUAGCUACAAGUGGGCGUCUUAGCUGUCGUUCUUGAGGUACAGUCGGACUGUUCCUAAGAAGAACUGUUCAGUUAACGCUUUCCAGUUAACAACAAUGGUGUAGUUGUUUUGAUCGCGACAACUUCGGUUUGAAUCGAGCGUUUCCGGGAGCCGAGCGCUUCAGCAGCUCUGCCUGGGACUGACAGUUGACGGUUGAUUCUUUGGUUUCUCACGUGGUAAUUUGUGGAUGUGAUUUGAAGCACAGAAGAUGCGGCUUUGGACUUAAAAUAUGCAUGAAUCUUUGUUUCUCUGAAGAGGAAUUACCGAACGGGAGCCGGACGGGAUGCAGCGCUGUCCUUAUAUCCACGAGAUGAAAGAGCGACUGCUCAGCAGCCAAGGUUCGAACCCGGAACAGCAGCUACUGGAAGGAAUGGACAAGGACGUGCUUGAGAUUCACGGCGACCCCACAGUGGGCACCGUUGUCAAGCUCAACCCAGAUGGUUAUGGCUCCCACACUUCACCGACGCACCACUGCACCAGACAGCACCUCUCCGAUGACUACGACGAGGAACCCUUCCUGCCCAAGAACGCAAAGACAUCGCUGUUCAUCAUCAUGAGCUUCAUCUACGCGAAGCUGCUGGUGGUGAUCUGCAUCGCUUACGUCAUCUCCGAGGUGGUGACACACAAGCUGCCUCUCCACUACUACGAGGGUUUCUUCACGUACCUCUAUGGGACCAGCAUCCUGUUUCUGCUCUACGUCUUCUGCUUCCUGCUACAAGAGAGUGCGUGCUGCACGGCCGCAGAGUCUACCCCUGCUCCUCCGCGCCCACCCCCACUUCCUCCGGUGGACAAGAAGAAGAGCAAAGAGAAAGAAAAGGAAAAGGAAAAAGACAAAGGAAAAGAAAAGAAGGCAGGUGCUCAAGAACAGCAGGAACAGCAGCCCCAGGGUCAGGCGGCUCGUAAUAAGGGCAACGUGUUCCAGCGGGAGGUGUAUCCUCGUAAGAUGAAGGACUUGCUCAAGUUGAAACAGCAGCUGGAACAAAACUCGGGCCUUGUCCAGGCCAAGGGGGUUCUGCGAAACCUGCGUAGCAGCAAGGAUGUGAACCUCAAUGAUGGCGCUGGUGGGGACAGCCCCUCUCAGGAAAAGCUAACUGGUUCUGACUCGCAGGAUCUGGAGUCUGGCCGCCCUCAGAACGCGCCCCGGAAACGAAAAACAUCGCAGAAUGUUCACAGCCAUGGCAGCUUCUUCCUGCGUGUUGGUGCCAUUGCUUUCGGUCUGGGAACUAUGAUCUACAAUGGGCUGGAGUGUGGGGCGUUCUUUGAGAUCCCAUUCACGUCGCCAUGCUACCAGAUAUUGCGUGGCAUCAACCCUGUGCUGCAGAUGAUCUUCACAUUCAUGCAGAUGUACUUCAUCUUCAUGAACUCACGGUUGAACAUCCACCGCUUCAAGAUACUGGCACGCUUCGGUUUAAUGCACAUUGUGGCAACUAACCUGUGCGUGUGGAUACGCACUCUGGUGCUGGAAAGCAUCAAGGAGAUCACCAACAAUGAGAAUCGCAAGUACUUGUCAGCAGUCAUAAGCACCACUGCUACCACCACCACAGCCACGCUGUUGCCAGACCGGCACCUCGGAUCUGGCAGCCCUACAGAGGCAGAGAACAUAGCCAGUCUGUUACCACAGGCCCUCACCAGCAAUGUCACAAUGGACUCUGUUCCUGCAUGUGGUCGUGUCAACAUUAUGGGCUCCAUUGUACAGGACUCUGCCCCAUACCUCUUCCCAUUUAUCAUAGAGUACAGCCUGAUCGGGGCAGCUGUCAUAUACGUAAUGUGGAGACACAUUGGACGCAGUCCCAGGUACUUGACGGAAGAGGAUCUGGAGCAUCGCCUGGAAGUUAUGUUGUCCCGGCGCGCCGUGGCCAUGGCCCACGCUCAGCAACACGGGCGUGUGGACUGUGUGGGGGCCAGCAAGGGCCUGUUCUUUGGGUUGCUGCUUUUGGUGGGAUCCCUGAUUUGCUUGAUCCUGUUCUUCGUGUUGAUACACCACCCUGAGCUCGGGACGCUCGCCAUCUACUUGGCUGAUGUGUCCCACUGUGUCCUCAUGGCCCUCAGCAUUAUGGCCAUCAUUGUGGGUUUCAUUCGGGUCCAGAGCCUCAAGUUCCGUGCAGAGGAGCAGAGUGACCUGAAUGACAUCCUGCUGCGUGUGUCGGCAUUUGGCUUGUUUGUGUACGCGGUGUUCAGCGUGAUCGCUGGGUCCCUUGCGUUCACUCAUGAACCUAACCUCCUGGUAAUGAUCACUGGCCUCCUCUCCGUUGUGCAGGUGGUCUUGCAGCUGCUCUUCAUUGCUGAUGUGGGCCGUCGCCGCGUCCACCUGCCAGAGCAUGACCGCAGCAAGCCAGGGCGCCAGGUGGUGACCUUUUUGCUCAUCUGCAAUGUUACUAUGUGGGUGAUCUACACGUUUGAGGCGCAGAAGGUCAUUGCCAACCCAGUCCAGUUGGAUUUCUAUGGGUUUCUGGCCUGGGUGAUCGUUCAGCGCGUCACAUUGCCACUCUGCAUCUUCCACCGGUUCCACUCAGCUGUGACGCUGGCAGAGAUAUGGAAGACCAGCUACAAGGCCCGCCUGGAGUAGCAUGGACAUCACUGAUCAUUCAGUUGUUUGUUUGUUUGUCAUAACAACUAUCUCAUAUACUGAAAGACAGAACUUCAUCAUCAUUUUCCUUUAAGUUCAAUGUUAUAUAAGAUAGGUUUAAUUGAUCACGAAGUUUUGAUGUCUUUCUAAGGGUAAAUUAUGUGUUGAGUGUGCUGUGCCGGACUGGCACCAUGGUACUGUGAAUAGAGUUGUGUCCAGUGAUGCAGGCUGCUUCACUCCAUCAUGAUACACAAUGCAGUAGAUCCGAGUUAUUCUCAUGUGUUCUUUUUUCCGACUACCUGACAUAUUGCUUGUUGAAAGACACAAUUACAUUUUUGCUCCCAGAGUACCUAAUAUAUUGAGAGACAGAGGCAACUCAUAGACAGUGCAUUUUUACUAGUAUUUAAUAUUAAUAAGAAUAUUUAUUAUAAUUACUAAUUUUGGCAGCUCUGAGUGAUGUGCGAGAGUGGGUAGCCAUCUGUAUUAGUGAUGGUGUGUGUAGACUGUGUCUGUAACUACAGAGAGAUUGCAGCAGGAGAAUUUGCCAAAUUAAGUCACAGAUUUUCAGAAUUUUACGCUGUGUUCCUCAAAAUCAGAUCUCUAAGACGGAUGUCAGCAAGAUUCUGAGAUGAGUUGUGAUACAAAGCUUGCUAAGUUAAAGUCCACCUUCAACCCAUCCACUUGCCGUUUUUAGCUCUCAUUUUUUAUGAAUUUCCAUUUAUUUUAAGUUUCUUAAUGUAAACUUAAUUAUGCUCCUAUGCCCUAAAUUUGUUAAAGAUAUUACAAAAUAACAUUGUUUCUUUGCAUGUUUGACCUAAGAUUUCUUUUCUAUCUUAGGAAGAAGAAGUCGUCCUCACUGGUCUAGUGGUAGCAUGCUUGCUGCUUGACCCAAGGUUUGUGGGUUCAAACCCGGUCGAGGUUGAUGGAUUUGUAAGGGUGAUAAAAAUCCAUAGCAUGACUUCCUUCGGAGGGGAAGUAAAGCCAGUGGUCCCAUGUCAGAUUUACAGCACGUAAGAGAACCUUACGAGAACGAGAUGUUUCAUAAGCAAAAUUCAGCAGCCAUUUGUCGCUCAUGUCUCUGGUAGAGGCCUUGCGAUGGGCUGAUCACUCGUCCAAGAAGUCCCUACCAAAUGUCUAAAAAUAGAUCAGAAACCUCCCAAAGGAGGAAGUUUCUUAUGCUCCACUUAGGAGAGAAAAAGGCAGAAGAAGAAGAAGAGGGUGGAAAAAUAAAUCUUAUGCUGCAGUUGUGUCUAUUUGCCCAAACACUUAUUAGGUGACAUAAUGAUGAAAAUUGGAAUGCAGAUGUGUACUAUAACUCUCUGCAUAUUGCAUUAUUUUCAUAUGAUGUAUUUUUUUGUGUUUUUUUUUAUCUAGGGUAUUUAUGAACACUAAAUGCAAAUUUGGUAUUCAUUUAAAUUAGAAAUGAUAAUCUUUGAAGAACUAGUACCAGCACUCUCCCUAAUACUUAUACACUAGCAUUAUUUACAUUUAAAUCUACUAUUUCUGAAAUAUUUCUGCUAUUGUCACUUGAACUGGAAUUUCCACUAGUAUCGUCACAUCCUUCGCUGUCUUCAUUUGAUAAACUAACGCCUUCAUUUACACUAUCAUUGUCAAGUCCUCAAUGUAAAAUAUCUCUGCAUCUCGCUUUUACUUUUGUUGCCAUGCAGGUUUGUUAACCUUCCCUCAAGAUGAAAUUCUUUGUGUCAUAGAUCAAAUGGAAUUCUGAUGUCUAUAGACUGCGUUACAUGCCAUGUUUUGACUACAGUUAAAUUCUUUGGUGGUUAUGACUGAUAAAUCAGAGCUGUCUUAAGAAAAGAUGGGUAACUCAAGCAUGUGUUUUGGAAUUCCAUCUCAGUGACAGCUGAGUAAGUUGAUGGGUCAACAGAGCAGGAUUGGUUACUGCUGUUCAUCGCUUGGUAUUGGUGUCUUCUUAUGAAUUAACUCCGUAAAGUUAAAGGUUUUCUAUCAUUUUGUGGAACACUUUGUUCAUACAUAUACAAGAAGAGUUUCUUUAGUUGGAUUUUAAAUUUAUUUAAACAUUGGUAACUAUAGUACAAAAAGAUGGAAACAUAGAAAUAUGCUGUAGAAUUUUUAAAUAUACAGAAUGUUGCCAAUUGUACAUUGAUAGCCCAUUUGUUGUGAGUCAGUGUGUUCGUUGUAUAAAGAAUGAUUAUAUAUAUAUAUAUAUAUAUAUAUGUUUGUAUGUGGGUCCAUUUUCUGUGUACAUUUUGAGAACAUUGUCUCCUAGAUAUCUGAGGCAAGAUUUUCAACGAUUGACCAAGAAAACUUAUUACAUUACUGUUGUUUAUUUAACAGUUUCACUGCCGUGCUAUUACUCUACUGCUACUUUUCAAAAAUUGAAUGUGAUUCAUAACAACACUUAAACUCCGCUAGCAUAUAUUAGCAACAUGAUUUCCCAUUCACUAAGUGAUGGAUACAGGGGGCUGCUCCCUACUAGGUGUCGGAUGUGAGGGGAAAACCAUAAAUUAAAGCAGUGUCACAUUUCUUCUAGACAUUUUUUAAAUCUGAAACACUUCUAGUACUUUCAACCGACUGAAAUAUUUUAUGAGUUCUGUGGGGUUGCAUAUGAAUUGGGGAGGAGGGUAAUGGUGACCAUCUCAGAGUAUGCUCUUAUUUUGAUGCUGGUACAAUGUGGCAUAGGCUGGUCCUGUAUGAGGUCAUCUCCAAAUUUAACUGCUCAGUUCUAGGUGUGAAGAAGCGCACAACGUAGUCACAUUGCUCACAGUAUGCCCCAUUUAUCUCUCACUGUGUGAACUACGAAACUAAUUAUGUCGCAUCAUGUUUCAAUUUGUGCAUUAUGUUUUUCUUUUCAAACGAAAAAAAAAAUUGAAGUGAUUCUUUGUGUAUGUAAGACUUUGAAGUUAUUUUAUUUAGUUUGGUGGGUCAGAUUAAUCUUUGUUGCUCCCAUUUCCAGCUGUUUUUUUUUAAAUUAGUUAACUGGUAUAAUUAAAUCUUACUGCUGUGACAGUGUUAAGUUAUUUUUAGAUUUAUCAUCACUGGGGAGAUAAUGCAAAGAUUGGCCACCAUGUGAACAGUACAGGUGGUAUAAGAUUGGAUCCCCUUCCACUUCUAUAGAACUUCGUAUUUUUCUCAUCAUUAAUGUGGUGUGUGUGUCUUAUGUACCUCACUGUGAAAUCCCAUGGGUGCGGAAUUACAUACAUUCUUGUUUAACCAGACAUUAGAGCUUGUUCUGUUUCCAAUCAUCACCAAAAUAGAACUGAAUUUAACAUUGUUUUUUACUUUUUAUAAAAUGACAUGUAUUUUCUGUAAACUUCCAGUUUCUUUCAUACAGAUUUUGUACAAAAACUUCACUGCAUAUAAGUACUAUAUACAUGUGCCAGAAUAAAGUUAUUAUUAGAUGUG
Molecule: messenger RNA, 6195 nt
Organism: Zootermopsis nevadensis
Lineage: Eukaryota; Metazoa; Arthropoda; Insecta; Blattodea; Termopsidae
Source: RefSeq, a predicted model, not a curated record